Papilio machaon (common yellow swallowtail) is the source of this 916-nucleotide messenger RNA. Its product is annotated as OCIA domain-containing protein 1. The record is from RefSeq and is a predicted model, not a curated record. Bases 123 to 863 code for a protein of 246 amino acids. Gene Ontology annotation, cellular component: endosome. NCBI's taxonomy places the organism in Eukaryota, Metazoa, Arthropoda, Insecta, Lepidoptera, Papilionidae. The transcript has 6 exons.
UUAUGAAUGUGUCAAUCAAAUCAACUGUCAAAUGAACGGACUUUUGAAAGGAUUGUCGAAAUCGGUUUAUCAGUAGGUUAUGAAAAAUACGAUUAAGUAAUAUUUAGUGUUAGAAUUUUGCCAUGAACGACCCGAGAUCAUUUGGUUAUGAAAAUAGUGAUGAGCAGUCUACGCUGAGACCAGCCGCGCCUGUGCCCCCGGGGCAGUAUAAGUUUUCGCCGGAAGAGUUGAAAGUCAUAUCGGAAUGCAACAACGAGAGCUUCUUCAAGCGGUCGUUGCCGCUAGGCACCAUUUUAGGUCUGGGUACAUACGCAGCGGUACAAAAUGGUAAUUUGAAGCCCAACCCGAGGUUUGGAGCAUUCCCUAAAGUGACUCUGGCAGUGGUUAUGGGCUACUUCAUUGGCAAGCUGUCUUAUCAGCAAGCAUGUGCUGAGAAACUGAUGGCUUUGCCUGGUAGCUACAUUGGACAGAUACUGCGGGACAGACGUGACGGAAAAACAGGAAUAGCAGCGCCACCUUCAAACCAAUCAACGUCAAUGCUCGGCGCCUCCCCGAGUGACAUCUACUCUGACGCCGGCCCUGGCAACUCUCUCGACCUGGACAUUGAACGUCCCCUGUUCAGUGAUGACACAUAUCGUCCUUACACUGACGCACCAACAAACCCGGCGGAGACUGCUCCACCUCGUCCGUCCCUCUCAUACGACGACUUGCGACGUAAAAAUCGCGGCGAAUACACCGACGCUAGACAAGAUCCUUAUAAGGUGAAUCCGAAUUCAGCCCCACCAGUGACAAGACCGAGAGUGCCACCCCCUACACCCCCCGCGACCGCCCCCACCAACAAAUAUGGCGACCAAAUGGAAUAGUUAAGACACGAAAGCUGUCACAUUUGAAUCAUAGAGAAAGGAAGGUCAUUGUG